AAAACUAUAAUACAGCAGAAACACUCAAAAAAGCAAAAGAAAUAAUAGAAGUUAUUAUUAAUAAUGAUAUGUCAAGAGAUGAAGUUAUUAUAAAACAUGUUGAAAAUAAUUCACAAUGUCUU
Messenger RNA from Cetraspora pellucida, 122 nucleotides. The record is from the annotation of a GenBank genome assembly. Lineage: Eukaryota; Fungi; Glomeromycota; Glomeromycetes; Diversisporales; Gigasporaceae.